Cephus cinctus (wheat stem sawfly) is the source of this 1055-nucleotide messenger RNA. RefSeq names its product 40S ribosomal protein S3-like (gene RpS3). Gene Ontology annotation, biological process: positive regulation of apoptotic signaling pathway; translation. Lineage: Eukaryota; Metazoa; Arthropoda; Insecta; Hymenoptera; Cephidae. Gene Ontology annotation, molecular function: structural constituent of ribosome; RNA binding. Gene Ontology annotation, cellular component: nucleus; cytosolic small ribosomal subunit. The transcript has 5 exons. The record is from RefSeq and is a predicted model, not a curated record. The coding region runs from base 16 to 858 and encodes 280 amino acids.
GAGUCUCAUGAGAGCAUGACUAUGAUACACGAGUGUAACACGAUAAAACCUCAGGGGCGUAGAGCCAAGGUAGUAAUAAAGGUUUUGACAUUCUGCUCCCGUAGCCCCUUUUCCGUCUCCGUGUCAAACAUGGCUGCCCGUUCAAUCUCAAAGAAGCGAAAGUUCGUUGGAGACGGUGUCUUUAAGGCCGAGCUCAACGAGUUUCUAACUCGUGAAUUGGCUGAAGAUGGUUACUCUGGUGUUGAAGUACGAGUUACUCCUACUCGGACUGAGAUCAUCUUGAUGGCAACUCAUACUCAGAGUGUGCUUGGAGAAAAAGGACGUCGUAUCAGGGAACUGACUUCUGUGGUACAGAAGCGUUUCAAUUUCAAAGAGCACAGUGUUGAACUCUAUGCUGAAAAAGUUGCUACUCGUGGCCUCUGUGCCAUAGCACAAGCUGAAUCUUUGCGUUACAAGCUCAUUGGUGGUUUGGCUGUAAGAAGAGCUUGUUAUGGAGUGCUCCGCUUCAUUAUGGAAUCAGGAGCUCAAGGAUGUGAAGUGGUAGUCAGUGGCAAAUUGCGUGGUCAACGUGCAAAAUCAAUGAAAUUUGUUGAUGGACUGAUGAUUCAUUCAGGUGAACCCAUCAAUGACUAUGUCGAUACAGCCACGCGACAUGUACUUCUAAGGCAGGGUGUUUUGGGAAUCAAAGUGAAAAUCAUGCUUCCUUGUGAUGAAACUGGUAAAACUGGACCUAGAAAACCAUUGCCAGACAAAUUUUCAGUGGCUGAGCCAAAGGAUGAAGAACUGCCUUCGCAUCCAUCAUCUGACAUUAAAGUGACUAAGCCAGAUGCUCCCCAACCAGCUCCAAUUGCUGUUUGACGACAUACGUGAUUACAAUAAAAGUUUUAAAAUUAAAAACUAUAUUUGAAUUCCGAUAAAUAUUGCACCUACAUACAAUCCAUUCAAAAUAUAUCCAUUAGCUAUAAACAAAGUAACCGUAAUCCUUAUCAAUUCGAAUCGACAUUAUGCUUGUACAUUGUCAUAUCGAUAACUAAAAUACAUGGAAUAGAUACAGA